Cajanus cajan (pigeon pea) is the source of this 1762-nucleotide messenger RNA. RefSeq names its product sphingosine kinase 1. The record is from RefSeq and is a predicted model, not a curated record. NCBI's taxonomy places the organism in Eukaryota, Viridiplantae, Streptophyta, Magnoliopsida, Fabales, Fabaceae. Gene Ontology annotation, biological process: sphingosine biosynthetic process; phosphorylation. Gene Ontology annotation, cellular component: cytoplasm; membrane; intracellular membrane-bounded organelle. Gene Ontology annotation, molecular function: lipid kinase activity.
AUUUGAUCGGAGAGAUAAAGAGAAAGAAAUUGUUAAGCUAAUCUAUCGUGUUUGCGUAGAAAACAAAACAGAGCAAACAAAAGCAAACUUGGUUUCCUCCUAAAUCAAGUCAUUAGCAUUAUUCUUUGUCCCCGGAAAGUCCCAAACUUGUGUUAGUUUUUUAGUUUAGUUUAUAAUCAGACCGGUUAUCAAUGGACCAAACCGCCGCCAUAAUCUCUGACCGGGUCAACGUCAACGGGAAGGUGACGCAGCUCUCUCUGCUCGCCGACGGGAGGCUGUGGUGGCCGGAAGGUGAUCAACGGAAUUUGACCAUCGAAAAAGAGCUUCUCGGCUUCACCGCCGACGCUCCCAACAUCAGGCUCAAAACCAUCGUGGAGAGCGAAAAUGGAUGCUGCGGUUGCGGGAGCAGAGGAAAACUGCUCCGAAACGACGUCGUGUUUAGGCCCUCGUCUGAGGAAUCGCACCGGCUCUGGUGCCUGAAGCUUCGUGAAUUCAUCGAUUCUCUCGGACGACCUAAGAGGCUCUUUGUUUUUGUUAAUCCUUUUGGGGGCACCAAAUCUGCUACCAAUAUUUUUCGCCAACAAGUCAAACCUCUUCUUGAAGAUGCACAAUUGCAACUAACAGUUCAAGAAACCAAGCAUCAGCUCCACGCGAAGCAAGUUGUUGAGUCACUUGAUUUUUCCAAGUACGAUGGAAUUGUUUGUGUUAGUGGAGAUGGGAUUUUGGUUGAGGUUGUAAAUGGACUGCUUCAGAGGCAGGACUGGGAGACUGCAAUAAAGAUGCCCCUUGGGGUAGUUCCAGCAGGUACGGGAAAUGGCAUGGCAAAGUCUCUUCUCGAUUCAGUUGGUGAUCCUUGUACUGUAUCCAAUGCUGUUCUUGCCAUUAUACGAGGCCGUAAGCGAUCACUCGAUGUGGUCACCAUCACACAAGGGGAAACCAGAUUUUUCAGUGUGUUGAUGCUUGCAUGGGGUCUGGUGGCUGAUAUUGACAUCGAGUCUGAAAAGUAUCGGUGGAUGGGAAGUGCUCGCAUAGAUUUUUAUGCUCUCACUCGAAUCAUCAAUUUGAGGCAUUACACUGGAUGUCUUUAUUUUGUGCCUGCACCUGGUUUUGAAGCUUACGGGGAGCCCACUAGUUACCCUGGCAUUUCUACUAUCAAAGGCAGCAAUAGUGACCUAAUUGAUGAGGAACAACCAGUGACGUUAAAAAGGCUAGGGUAUCAGGGACCCGAAAUUGACUUGGACAAUCCGGGUUGGAGAGUUUUAAAUGGACCAUUUAUUUCUGUAUGGCUUCACAAUGUGCCUUGGGGUAGUGAAAACGUCAAGCCUGCACCAGAUGCAAAGUUCUCAGAUGGUUAUCUGGACUUGAUCGUCAUGAAGAAUUGCCCAAAAUUACCAUUACUAUCAAUAAUGUCAGAUUUGAAUAAUGGGGGUCAUGUAAAGUCGCCAUAUAUUAUGUACCUAAAGGUGAAAGUUAUGGUUUUGGAACCUGGCCCGCGCUUGGGGGACCAAGAAAAGGAAGGGAUCAUAGAUGUAGAUGGUGAGGUUCUGGCAAGGGGGAAAGGAUCGUACCGAUGUGAGGAGAAGACUUUGAUGGCCUAUGAUAAACUUCAAAUAACAGUGGAUCAAGGUUUAGCUACUCUUUUUACUCCUAUAUAAAAGACUUGAUUUUUUUAUACCAAAAAAAGAAAAACAAAAUAAAGAAAGAAAAGACUCUUGGUUUAAUAAUUUUCCCCAUUUUAUUUUAUUUAGGGGUGUUUAUUUGA